AUCUUAAAAAUCAAUCAACAUUUCUAAACAUUUUCAUUUUACAACUUCCAUGGGAAGGUCUCCUUGUUGUGAGAAGGCUCAUACAAACAAAGGGGCUUGGACUAAGGAGGAAGACGACCGUCUUAUUGCUUAUAUUAAAGCUCACGGCGAGGGUUGUUGGCGCUCCCUUCCUAGGGCCGCCGGCCUCCUCCGCUGUGGCAAGAGUUGUCGUCUCAGAUGGAUCAAUUACCUUCGUCCAGAUCUUAAACGGGGAAAUUUCACUGAAGAUGAAGAUGAAGUCAUCAUCAAACUCCAUAGUCUCCUCGGGAACAGAUGGUCGUUGAUAGCUGGAAGAUUACCUGGAAGAACGGAUAACGAGAUCAAGAACUAUUGGAACACUCACAUAAAGCGAAAGCUCUUAAGUCAAGGAAUUGACCCAACGACACAUCGGGCAAUCGUCGACCCAUCAUCUCCGGCAACCACCAUAUCCUUUGCUUCCAAUUCCGCCGUGGAAGAUCAGGAGGAUAGAAAGAAACCAGUUAUCAAUUCUUCUCCGACAGAGAAACAACAUCUUUUAGAUUUGAACCUCGACCUCAAGAUCAGCCCGCCGUACCCGGUGGCUGCCGGGGCGGCGAUGAAGAAUGAAGGGAGAAAUAGUGUUUGCUUUUCUUGCAGUUUGGGGUUUGAGAACAGUAAAGAUUGCAGGUGUGGAAAUGGUAAAAAUAAUAUUAUUGCUUCAAGUGAUAAUAGUAAAGGGUUUGAUUUUUUGGGAUUGAAAAGCUGUGUAUUGGAUUGUAGAACUUUGGAGAUUAAAUGACCUUACAAAUUGAAAACUGA
Molecule: messenger RNA, 816 nt
Organism: Cucurbita maxima (winter squash)
Lineage: Eukaryota; Viridiplantae; Streptophyta; Magnoliopsida; Cucurbitales; Cucurbitaceae
Product: myb-related protein 308-like
Exons: 2
Coding region: 50-796 (248 amino acids)
Source: RefSeq, a predicted model, not a curated record